Cooperia oncophora is the source of this 516-nucleotide messenger RNA. The record is from the annotation of a GenBank genome assembly. Lineage: Eukaryota; Metazoa; Nematoda; Chromadorea; Rhabditida; Trichostrongylidae.
CAGGUGGUGGUCACCUCUGAAGAUCUUUGGAUCAAGACAUAUGGGCAACUCUAUAAGAGAUUAUGUUCAUCGGGCGCUAAUAUUCCUCUAGGAAUAUUCAGAACGAAGAAUAUGGACUCUAAGACGGUUUCUCAUGAAAUGGAGGAAAGGUGUCACUCAGUGGAUGCUUCACAGCUCGAAAUGGCUGUCGAGCGAAGGAAGGAAAUGCUGAAUCAUAUCAGAACGAGAAUGAGAAACUUGGGAAUAACAGAUGAUGCAGAGACUCUCGAUAGCAGGGAUUUGGUGGAAAACAGCAAUAAAAUCUCCUUCGUCAUAAUCAAUCCAGCUGCAGACUUGCAACUUGAAGCAGGAGAUAUUGUGUACGUAUUAUGUAGCCCAGUGAAAGAAGAUGCAAGCAGUCACCAGACGAAUCCUAGAAAAGGGCUCAGACGAGCUCAUCACAUCGAGGAAAUGACUUUCGAUAACACAGACAAAAGUGCUGAACAAGUAUCAUUUGAUGUUCUGUCGUUGCCGUAG